Messenger RNA from Rhinocladiella mackenziei CBS 650.93, 3672 nucleotides. RefSeq lists its product as uncharacterized. Lineage: Eukaryota; Fungi; Ascomycota; Eurotiomycetes; Chaetothyriales; Herpotrichiellaceae. The record is from RefSeq and is a predicted model, not a curated record. Gene Ontology annotation, cellular component: cytoplasm. The transcript is spliced from 6 exons. Gene Ontology annotation, biological process: signal transduction; regulation of GTPase activity. Bases 1 to 3672 code for a protein of 1223 amino acids.
AUGGCAACCGCGAUGGAAUCCCCCAUGGCCUUUCCAGACUCUCCAAUGGAUCCCGAUGAGGCUGCCUUUCCUUGUAAAGGCUGCGGACUGAUCCUUGAAGAAGGAAAAGCGUUUGAACUAGCUGGCAACAGAUGGCACAUUGACUGCUUCCGCUGCAAUACUUGCAACACUCUCCUAGAUUCCGACGCGAAUCUCCUUCUCCUCGGCGAUGGCUCCCUCAUUUGCAACAAUUGCACAUACAGCUGCAGUAACUGCGGUAACAAGAUUGAGGAUCUCGCAAUUUUGACCGGCGAUCAAGCCUUUUGUGCAAACUGCUUCAAAUGUCGGAAUUGCAAGCGGAAGAUAGAAAAUUUAAGAUAUGCACGGACAUCACAAGGGAUUUUUUGCAUGGAUUGCCAUGAGGCAUUGAUGGCCAGAAGACGCAAGAAAACAGCAAAGAGCACCAACGCGCGUUCCAAACUCUCCUCAAACAAUGUUCAUUUGGACAAAUCGCUACCGGCUAUCCCCCCUCCGGAGGCCAGGAAACCUGCAUAUCUCUCGGACAAUCAAUCCCCCUACCCUGAUACCUAUGCCGAAACACCGGCAGCAGGCGUCCCCUCGGUGGGCAAGACGGUCAGUGAAUUGCAGAGAGAUGCGGACUCUCGGCCUUCCUCCGCGGAUCAAAAUCCUCCUCGCGAUAUGCUCACACUCCCUUCGACAACUUUCCGCAAUAACAGACAUUCGACGACGUCCCAACGCUCAGACUUUUCAGGAGGUGGCGAGGAGUUCUUAAUUCCUCUUGCUUUUGAUCCUACACCCCAACCAUCCACUCAAUCUCCCAGCAUCUCAAACCAAGUAACGCCACGAGGCGUUGAGGAGAAGCCCAACGAGAGCUUCUCGACUAGACCAACACCACCCUUGGCUCAAUCAACAAUCGCGAAGUCGAACACUUCAAGUCCUCAUAUUGCAUAUCAAGAAAAAGGACGACAGUCCUCGCGAGAUAUCAUUGAGCGACACCGUGCUGGCGGAAGCGUGAGCAGGUCGGGUUCCGCUAGCGCUUCCCCAUAUGUCCCUACCGAAGAACCUCGAAAAUCGGAAGACUCUCCUCGUCUAUCACAACUUGCUCGUACCAACGAAGCGCAACUGAAUGACAAGUUCAAAUUGCAAGAUGCGCCCAAAACCAAAAAAUUGGCCGCAUCGACUCCCAAUUCACGAUCAGAGGCUUCGACUCCUCGAGCGGAGAUUGCUCCUAAGGAUCCUGUGGAACAAAUGACAACCACAAAAACGCUGGCGGCGCCGGACAUAGGUUCUCCCUCAGAUCAAGGCUUUUCAACACCCCGACUCUCGAGUGACUCGAGUCCAGCUCAUAGUGGAACGACCGAAUCUCCAAGACCUGCGCAACUGCCUGCGACGACGAUGCUCCAAAAUCUACCAAAGCGAGGAGAUUCUCUGGAUAGCGCAAAGCGAGGCCAAACGAUGCCCAGGAAGGAAUUCAAUUCUACAGCGCACAUUCCAUCUUCUCUCAGCGGAGCUGUCAAUGGAACUCCGUCCUCCCAAAAACCAAUUACUUCACCUACCGAUCUCGCAAGAGCAAACGGUGGAAAGGUAAUUUCUGGCCCUAUCGGCUCGCCCGACUCCAAGAGCAUUUUCGACACGACCGAUGAUACUGUGAAUCAAACAGAUCUUCCAAGUACCGCGAAGGGGCCAAAUGAAUCCUUUGUGGACCCUCGGGCACCACCAUUACCCCCUGCCGAUCAUUCGAGAGUUCGCAAUGAAUCUUUCAGCACUCUUCAUUCCGAAAACCAGAGAUAUCUUGACGGCCAGAAGUCACCAGGCCUUCCACGAUAUUCAGCAGGCGGGGAGUUUACGAUGGAUGAGGAUAUGGCCCGAAUCAUGGGUGGUGAUGAACCAAAUACGCAGGAAUCAUUCCUUAGGAGGGUUUCGAAUUCCGUGCGUCAUGGCCGCAGCUACAGUGAUAAGACCGGACGACUAUCGCGGGAUCGCUGGCCGAGGUCACCCGCUGUCCCGACUUCAUCCAUUGGUCAAGAAAUCAGUAGCCCCAGCACUGCGUCGCCUGAAAACCGCGAUGAACUGACCUGGUUCAAGAAUGAGCUUCGGCGAGAGAGGCAGAAGACGGUGGAGCGAGAGAAGAGGAUAGCUGAGCUAGAGGCUCAACUCGACUCGGCCGCAAACAUCAAGCAAGUGAAUUCGGAACUCAAGGAGAAGAGAUCGACCAUGGUUGUUCUUGACACACAAAAGGAGAUCGUGAUUCGAGAGCUGGAGGUUCUGACCGAGCACCUGGCUGUUGCAAAGCGUAGCGGGGAGCCAUUCGACCUUUCCAAGCUGAGCAACACCGUUCUUCGCGAAUUUGCAGAGGCCUUGGAGAAAUUGAAGAAUUCCUUUGCGCCUCAGAUCGAAGAAUCAAUCCAAAAGCGGAAUGAUCUUGUCGACGAGAUUGCGAACCUGACCCAAAUGAAAGAUAAGAGCUUCAUGGAAUUUGAGCAGUUGUCGUCAAAGAAUGCACAGCUAGCCGAGCUCAACAACCAACUGGUCCACCAGAUCCAAGGAUUGUACAAGGCCAAUUCAGGAGCCCAGGCCGAGACUCCCAAGCCUGCCGUGAACGGACUGGGAAUCUACCCUCACCACAAGGAAAAGUCGAAUCUCUCUUUUGAGGCGAGGGAAAUGCGUAAUAUGUCCACCGACUUGACCAAUAUCGAUUCAACUAGCACUUUACAGGCAGGUGAAGCAGAGCCAGUAACAGUGCUGCAGGGUCCCCAGAUGGUGAAUAUUAGAAAGGCCCAGCCCAAGAAGUUUGAUUGGAGAAAGGGACAAAAGGUUGCCAAGGGAGUUACCAAGGGCUUGAAGGGUGCUUUCUCCUCCACGCAGCAGACCUACAGCAAGGAGAUGCAAUUUGCAGAAACGGGUGCAUAUGGCUCGAACACUGUCGGCCAGGAGUACUCCCAUAUGCCCAAGAAUAACCAAGAACCUGUCAAGCAGGGUGGCUUCGGCUUCUUCGGCAACCAGAAAGCUCCCCCCAGGUCCAAUGGUCUGUAUGCAACACAGACUAAUGCCAGCACACCAUCUCUGUUGGUUGAUGCCGCAACACAAUUAUUUGGCUCGGAUCUUGAACAACGUGCCGAAUUUGAGAAGACCACUAUUCCUGCGAUUGUGAGGAAAUGUGUCGAAGAAGUAGAAUCUCGAGGCAUGGAUAUUGAAGGCAUCUACCGAAAAUCAGGAGGCAAUUCACAAGUACAGCAAGUCAAAGACUGGUUUGAGAAUCCUUCCAAGGAUUUCGACAUCUCUGAUCCAGACCUGGAUAUUCACGCCGUCACGUCUGGACUGAAACAAUACUUCCGACGGCUACCGGUGCCACUUAUUACCUAUGACGUGUACGACAGGCUCCUGGAUACGACAACAAUUCCAGACAGAGAAAAUAGAGUCGAUGCCAUGCAACGGGCAUUGGAAGGCCUACCUCGAGUUCACUACGAGACACUUGAGUAUCUCAUCCAGCACUUGGCGCGGGUAGUACAGCAAGAAAAAGAAAAUCUCAUGACCAGUAUGAACAUGGCGGUGGUGUUUGCGCCUACAAUCAUGAGACCGGAGAGCAUAAGUCGCGAAUUGAGCGAUACCAAAAUGAAGAAUGAAGCCGUGAUGUGGAUGGUUGAGAAUAGUGAAAGAUUGUUUGGGAAGUAA